CGGCCAAUUGCCAGGCGUCGCUCGCCCCUCAGGGCGGAUUUAGUGUUGUAAGGGCCCCCGUUCCGCGAGGAUCUGUCACCGCCUGCAUUUUCGGGAAGGGAACGGGUGCGACCACACACCGACGGCGCAGAUUGCGCGCCAGUUGCGACAGGAUGACCGAACUGAGGUGGUGACGGGAGGCAGCGCGAGUGAGCGAGGCACCGAAUCGUCCGGGCCCCAGCUCAUCCAAUUUCCCAGCCGAUCGUCUCCCGCUAUUUGCGACCACCCACACCACCAUUGACAGCCACCACCACCACCCGUUGUCGCUAAGAAGCUCCUCCGAGAUUAGACCAGGGUCCCCCAAAAUCGCAAGGUGGCAUCUCACGCUUCUGCUCUUCUUUCCCGCGCGAUGCUGCUUGCCUCGUGACCUCCAUCGAGUAUCCAGUGCUGCUUUGCGACUCUCUUAGAUUGCUCUGGGAACUCUUCCUCCUCAACAUACACCUUUUGCGACCUCUCCGAACCCGUCGUCCUUCUGGCGCGAGGCUGCGACUUGCCGACACACGCCACACCGCAUCCUCGAAAUACUCCUCCCGAAAAAUAACCCCACCUUGGGGAACUCGAAACCUCCUCACCGACGAAACGAUAUCGUAUACCAGAGCUGCCCGGUGUUGGAAUCUGCGACAAUUGUAGUUGACAAUGGGUUGGAUAAUGCUCUUCGGCGCCUUGCUGGUGGCUGUUGCGCCUGCAUUGUAUAUAUACCUGGUCCCGCUGAUCACGCCGAGACUCCCAACCCUGGAGAACAAACGCAUCUGUCUCUUGAUUGCACACCCGGAUGAUGAGGCCAUGUUCUUUGCGCCAACGGUUUUGGCCCUCACCAAACCGGAUACAGGCAAUCACGUCAAGAUUCUGUGUUUGAGCUCAGGCAACGCUGACGGCCUGGGCGAGACUCGCAAGAAGGAGCUGAUCAAGAGCGGCAUGAAGCUCGGUCUGCAGCAGGAACACGACGUCUUCGUCAUUGACAGCCCCGACUUUCAAGACUCCAUGACAAACGUCUGGGACAAGACCAAGAUCUCUACCCUCCUCGGCCGCGCCUUUGCACCGCAGCUCGCCCGCCAGCGAGCUGCCGGCGAGGAACCCGACGCCAACAUUGACGUCCUCAUCACCUUUGACUCGACCGGCGUCUCUUCCCACCCGAACCACAUCUCCUUAUACCACGGCGCCCGCGCCUUCAUUGCCGCCCUGUCCACCAACCCACGCUGGCCCUCCCCCGUCGACCUCUACACCCUGACCUCGGUCCCCUUUGCGCGCAAGUACACCAACUUCCUCGACGCCAUCCCCACGCUCUUCUCCUGGGCCACCACGGCCGGCAGCAACCCCCCGAAACCGCCAAAGAAGCCAAAGAAGGAGGACGACGAUAGCGAUGACGAGGACGAGGAAGACGACAACUACCACCCCACGGCGCUCGUGUUCCUCAGCGAACUGGGCGCAAAGGGCGGUUGGGCCACGGCGUGGAGCGCAAUGACCACGGCGCACAAGAGCCAGAUGGUCUGGUUCCGCUAUGGAUGGAUCUCAUUGAGCAGGUACAUGGUUCUGAACGACUUGCGGCUGGAAAAGGUCGAUGCCGAAGAGGAGACUAAGGCGUGAGUGAGCUACACCUCAACUCUGUCCAGAUAUGAAAUAAGUCAUGAGAGAGAGUGAGAAAAAGAGGAAAGAGGAGUUGAUGGUAAAGCAUGGAUCGAAAAAAGAAAAUGGCAUAUCCUACCUAGCAUCUCAUAUUCCCCCUACCUACCACCCCCUUUUCAUCAUGAGCAGGCGUUUUUGCAUGGACUCCUUAUGUUUUGGGUAGAUACCAACAUAUAUCACCAGGGGUACAAAAAUCAUCAGCGUUGCAGUUACAGAAUGAAGAUCAGGUACACCAGAUGAUGGGAACAGAGUACAUCUC
Colletotrichum scovillei is the source of this 1921-nucleotide messenger RNA. Its product is annotated as GlcNAc-PI de-N-acetylase. Lineage: Eukaryota; Fungi; Ascomycota; Sordariomycetes; Glomerellales; Glomerellaceae. The record is from RefSeq and is a predicted model, not a curated record. Bases 676 to 1623 code for a protein of 315 amino acids. Gene Ontology annotation, molecular function: N-acetylglucosaminylphosphatidylinositol deacetylase activity. Gene Ontology annotation, cellular component: endoplasmic reticulum. The transcript is spliced from 3 exons. Gene Ontology annotation, biological process: GPI anchor biosynthetic process.